Messenger RNA from Hevea brasiliensis (rubber tree), 1227 nucleotides. RefSeq lists its product as uncharacterized. The record is from RefSeq and is a predicted model, not a curated record. The transcript has 3 exons. The coding region runs from base 144 to 992 and encodes 282 amino acids. Gene Ontology annotation, biological process: regulation of membrane lipid distribution; plasma membrane organization; phospholipid homeostasis. Gene Ontology annotation, cellular component: plasma membrane. Lineage: Eukaryota; Viridiplantae; Streptophyta; Magnoliopsida; Malpighiales; Euphorbiaceae.
AGCGGGCGCUAGAAGCAAUCUUUAAUUCUGUAAUUUCCACUCUUCCAUCAUCUCUUCACAAAUCACAACUACCAUGUAAGCCCUUCAAAAUAUCUCAUUCUUCUUCGUUGCUCUCUGUGUACAGGGCAGAGACCACUACACAAAUGGCGAGGACCAGGACUGCUCAUAAUCGAAACGACAACAGGGCUGGCCCUUUCUUUUUUGCCACUCUCAUUCUGUGGUUAGUCUCUGUUUGGUUUGAGAUUCUAUUCAAUAAGCGCAGGGAGCUACUUUGGAUUAUUGCAGGAACUUUCUUGUUCCAGAUAGCCAACUGGGUCAUUCGAUUUUUCGUCUCUCGUGACCCUCUAUUUGUUAACACCUCUGUUUCUCUACUCCACUCCAUUAUCACCUCCGUUUCAGUGGUUUUCAUUUUAGUCCAUCAGUGUUUAAAAACUGGUUCAGAUGGGUUGUUUGAGCAUUCACAACUGGUUGGAGGUACAUGGGAAUUGGCAUACCCCACUUUGUGUUUCUCGUGUGGUUAUUUUGCAUAUGAUCAGUUGGAUAUGCUGCUGUACCGAUUAUACAGUGGCUUGAUCCCUUCCAUCCUCAUGCACCAUCUGAUACUUCUCAUUUGCUUUACACUGGCUCUGUAUCGAAAUGCCACAGUCAACUACCUUAUUCUCACUCUGAUUUGUGAGCUGCAUUCAAUCUUCCUACAUGUUAGGAAAGUGCGACGGAUGGCUGGUGUUCGGGAUGCUAAGAGCAAAAUUGUGAAGUUAGAAUGGUUUCUUAAUUGGGUCACUUUCAUUUUCGCAAGAUCUAUGUCUCACAUUCUCAUCACCAUCAAGCUAAUCGGAGAUGCUUCCAAGUUUGAAAGGGGUGUGCAGUUGCCACUUGCUUUGUUUGGGAUGGCUGGAAUGAAUUUGCUCAAUGUUGGUCUUGGCAUUGAUCUUUUUAAUGCAUUCAAAAGAGAGAGAAAUCCUCAUAAAAGUAGUCAUAAUCAUGGUGAAUGACCCCAAGAAUGAGGGGCAAAAGGAGUGUGUAUCUGAUUUUUUUUUUUCCUGGAAAUUUUUUAAUUUAGAUUGUUUGAAUGUUGGGGUUGCAGUUGCCUUUAGCCCAAUGUAAUAUCCUCUGAUGAAAGCAACUAGCUUUGUAAAUUGUGAGCAAAGGGAACAUGUUUGUUUUCCAACAAUCUGUUGUAAUGAGUUUUAUGCAGUAAUGAGAUUCAUUGCCUCCAAUUUCAUUCUA